AUGGCACGUAUGACAGCGCCAUAUAGCCUCUUUUUUGCCGGAACUUCGAUUGCCUUGCUGAAAUUGGUUCAAAAGCUGGUAGAGAGGAACGGGGCAGAUGAGUGGCUGGAACCGAGCGAAUCAGAGUAUUCAACUUAUGUGAUAGAGGCUCCCAAGAUUGUACACGGGGAUCUCAGCGUGCCCGACACCCAAGAGCUGACUUGGGGCCAAGUGUUCGAGUUUCUUGCGAGGGAAGUAGAGCGGGUGGACCUUCGAAUAUGGUUCGCUGUGCUUUUAUUCUGCACGUUAGGACCGCUGGCGUGGAGUUUGUCGACAGGGAGAUCCCCGAGCGAGCAGCCUCCCCUGGCUCCCUCGACUUGCGUCUCUACUCAGACAGAGCCAGAGCCGGAGGUCGAACGCAAGGAUCCCGCGCCCAUGCGAUGUUACCACUAUGAACCAGGCGAGAGAGCGCUUUUACAAUUCGGCCGAUCGAAGUCCGAUUCGGUGUUGUUUAAUUAUGUGCCGUUGGAAUUCCACGAACCUGAGCUGGAUGAGUUUGAAGAAGUGGUUGGUCGCUGCACUCUACGUCAGGAAAGGGCGAAUGAAGUCACACCGAAGGAAGAGCCAACCGCGGUACCCUCCGUACGGCUCGCGCAGCUUGUAUCUGAAGCGCUCGCCGACAAUGGGACAGAAACAGAUGCCUCAAUGGUGGAAGACGACUCCGCUAACCGGACGACAUUGGGCGACACAUUGGGAUCCUUGCCCAAUUUGAGAGACAGCUCGCUGGAGAUAGCCGGACGGGCUCAAUCGCCCACCGCUUUGCAGAUACAGCUCUCGCCGAGGAAGACGAGCAUUGUGGACGUCCAAGUGAACCCAGAACAGGCCUAUUCCCAGCCGUUCAGCUACUAA
Messenger RNA from Torulaspora globosa, 888 nucleotides. It is a transcript of the gene NVJ1, whose product is annotated as Nvj1p. The transcript has a single exon. NCBI's taxonomy places the organism in Eukaryota, Fungi, Ascomycota, Saccharomycetes, Saccharomycetales, Saccharomycetaceae. The coding region runs from base 1 to 888 and encodes 295 amino acids. The record is from RefSeq and is a predicted model, not a curated record.